GGUAAUAAAAAGAGUCUUUCAGUCAUAAACACCUUGUAUAUCUUCUUGAGAUUCAAUAGUUUUAAAAAUCGGAAGCAGCUUCAGCGUUUUCGUUUAAAAUAUAAGUUCUCGGCGUAAGGAAGUUCCCUUAAGUCAGUGCUAAAAAAAUCAACAAAACAUUUGAAAUAGUUUUGUUGUUUAUAAGAAGAUAAUUCUGAAACAAUGGCGUUUCUGAAACAAUAGUUCAUACAAGUCACCAUGUAUUCUGUCAGUGCUAUAAAUAGAUGUUUACUUUGUAGCCUGGUUGUUAUUCUUUUUGCAGCUUACACACGAGGUCAGUGUUUGAGUUCUCGUGCAGUUGUGUUUGAAAACAAAUGCUAUCAGUACUUUAGUAACGAGCAGUCAUGGAACGAAGCAGAGAAUUACUGCUCCAGUUCUUUGGGGGAUAGAACCCUGGCCAAAGUCUCCUCGCCAGCUGAACUGGCAUUUUUGUUUCGCCUAAAACAGUCGGGCACCUUUUGGGUAGGUGCAAGCCUCAAUAAAACUGGCAAAUGGACUUGGACAGACAAGAGCGAGGUAAACAUGACGUCGUUGUGGGGGACUGGUGAGCCCAACAAUCGAGGUGGGGACGAAAAAUGUGUGGAGAUCAAUGUAGAUGGAAAACUUAAUGAUCUGCAAUGUAAUGCGUCGCGACAAUUUGUUUGUAUGGAACUGAAAGUAGUACAAACUACAGUGACUAUCCCUACUGUGGUCAGUACUACAACACCGCCAGGCCCUGGUGUCCUUAGUGUGGACAGUUCAGCGACAACCCCAGGCACUGAUGUUUCCAGUACCGUGGGCACCACUGUAGCACCUGAAAGUGGUGCACCCACAAACAAUGUGACUCAAGUAGCAGGAACCGUGGCACCCUCAAACAACGUAGCUAGAGCACCGGGACCAGUUGGUUUCACUGCUGUCUUGUCCAAUACAUUGAAGCUUGUUGUAAACCAAAUGCUUGUCUACAACAAGAUUGUCACGAAUGCUGGGAACGCUUACAACAUCAAAACUGGAGUGUUUACAUGUCAAACAGCAGGAAUGUAUUUUUUCCAAUUCCACUGUACAGCUAGCAAGGGGAGUAAACUCAGUGUGUCGCUAGUAAUGAACAAAACUAAGGUUGUCACCCUUCAUAGCUACACCAACCAGGACUUUACAAUGGCUGGUAACUCGGCAGUGCUGCAGCUUAAGGUGGGUGACAAGGUCUUCGUGCAAGCCUCCAGUGCUGGCAGUGUGUACGGCACCACUAGCGACUUCCUCAACACCUUCUCUGGCUUUCUCAUGCAGACGUCAGGUGUUUGAUCCAGGUGUUACCGGCCUCCUUUUUAAUUAUAUAUAUUUUUUUAUCACUAUUCUGGUAUAUUUUAUUAUAAUGUGGCGUGUUUUAUUUUAUAACUUACUGUGUGUUUAACUUUAUCAAUCUUUUGUGUUGUUGAUAUUAAAAGACAAAUCGUGAUUUUGUUACUUAUAAAAUUAUCUAACUUGCAUACAAUCCAUUAUAAACAAAUCGCUUUACAGCUUAUUCAAUUGGGACAUUUUUUUUUUUAAUUUUAAACUAAAGUGAAGCAUACGUCUCUAGUAAAUUUCAAAACAAAACUCGAAAGGUGAUUAACCAGUUUAUUUAAAAUAAUU
Molecule: messenger RNA, 1644 nt
Organism: Physella acuta
Lineage: Eukaryota; Metazoa; Mollusca; Gastropoda; Physidae
Product: complement C1q subcomponent subunit B-like
Molecular function (GO): protein binding
Source: RefSeq, a predicted model, not a curated record